This is a messenger RNA of Bufo gargarizans (Asiatic toad), 1767 nucleotides long. RefSeq names its product zinc finger protein OZF-like. Lineage: Eukaryota; Metazoa; Chordata; Amphibia; Anura; Bufonidae. Gene Ontology annotation, molecular function: DNA-binding transcription factor activity, RNA polymerase II-specific; RNA polymerase II cis-regulatory region sequence-specific DNA binding. The record is from RefSeq and is a predicted model, not a curated record. Bases 58 to 1482 code for a protein of 474 amino acids. Gene Ontology annotation, biological process: regulation of DNA-templated transcription. The transcript has 3 exons.
CCCCGUCCUCUGUAUUCCCAGGACUGUCCAGAGGAGACGGUCCCAGAGAACCCUCAGAUGACAAAUCAGGGGGAAGAUCUGACUGAUAUUAAAGUGGAGAAUGAAGAAGAGAGGUUGAUGAGUGAGCCCCUAUGUAAGAGUGAGGUGGAGGAGGAUAUUCCUGGAGAUGUCACUACAGGAAAUCCCAGUAGGAAUUCUGAAGGAAACUUCAUGUUAUCACUAAAUUAUAAUGAAGAUGAAGAUAUCAUGCAGCGCUCUUCAGGAGAAAACCUUAAUGCACAUCCAGGACUUCAGACUACAGAUCUAUUAUAUAAUCCCCUUAAUCAUCAAGAACCUUUUCCUGACCAAUCACAGAUUGUUACCACAACUAAAGGUCAGAAAGGGGCUAAAGGGUUUCACUGUGUUAAAGAGUUCACAAAAAUCUCAAGUCAUUCUACAGACAGAGGAUUUCACACAAGGGAGAAGCCAUACUCCUGUUCAGAAUGUGGGAAAUGUUUUACUGAUAAAUCAAAUCUUGUUGUACAUGAAAGAAUUCACACAGGAGAGAAACCAUAUUCAUGUUCAGAAUGUGGAAAAUGUUUUACAUAUAAAUCAGUUCUUGUUGGACAUAAGAGAACUCACACAGGAGAGAAACCAUAUUCGUGCUCAGAAUGCGGCAAACAAUUUACACAGAAAUCAGAUCUUGUUACACAUGAGAGAAUUCACACAGGAAAGAAACCAUAUUCAUGUCCAGAAUGUGGAAAAUGUUUUACAGAUAAAUCAAAUCUUGUUGCACAUAAGAGAAGGCACACAGGAGAGAAGCCAUAUUCAUGUUCAGAAUGUGGGAAAUAUUUUACUGAUAAAUCAAAGUUUGUUAGACAUAAAAGAAAUCACACAGGAGAGAAGCCAUAUUCAUGUUCAGAAUGUGGAAAAUGUUUUACAGAAAAGUCAGCUGUUGCUAGACAUGAGAGAAUUCACACAGGAGAGAAACCAUAUUCAUGUUCAGAAUGUGGAAAAUGUUUUACAUAUAAAUCAGUUCUUGUUGGACAUAAGAGAACUCACACAGGAGAGAAACCAUAUUCGUGCUCAGAAUGCGGCAAACAAUUUACACAGAAAUCAGAUCUUGUUACACAUGAAAGAAUUCACACAGGAGAAAAACCAUAUUCAUGUCCAGAAUGUGGAAAAUGUUUUACAGAUAAAUCAAAUCUUGUUGCACAUAAGAGAAGGCACACAGGAGAAAAACCGUAUUCAUGUUCAGAAUGUGGGAAAUGUUUUGCAGAUAAAUCAAAUCUUGUUAUACAUGAAAGAAGUCACACAGGAGAGAAACCAUAUUCAUGUUCAGAAUGUGGGAAAUGUUUUACAAGGAAUUCACAUCUUGUUAAACAUGAGAGAAUUCAUAGAGGAGAGAGGCCAUAUUCAUGUUUAAAAACUGGGAAAUGUUUUACAGAAAAGUCACAUCUUGUUACACAUGCGAUAAGUGACACAGGAGAGAAGCUGUAUUAAUGUUUAAAAUGUGGGGAAUGUUUUACAGAUGGAUCUUGUUAGAUAUGCGACAAAUCACAUAGGAAAGAAAACAAAUUCAUGUUUAGAAUGAGGUAAAUGUACAGAUAAAUGUACAGAUAUUUUUAGACAUGACAAGACAUGACCUGCAACCAAACAUCCAAGUGUUGUUUUUUUUUUUUUUUGUGACCUUCAUAGUAUAUCACAUUGUCAAAUCAUUUUUUAGUAUCUUUAUUGAUUAAUUUUUAUGAGCAAAAUUAAAAAAUAAACCAUUUAAUUAUCAACAAU